AUGACUGCUUCUUCCAACCAAAUACAACCAAACGUUGCACUUCAUGGACAAAGAUACAUCAAUUUGAUUUGGACAACUUGCACUUCUAUUGAGUUACGUUCAUCAUUCUUCAUGGACAAAGAUACAUCAACUUCUUUGGAUAUUCCUCAGGAAUAUGAAUGUGUGCCAAAUUGUGAUGAUGAAUUAAAGCCUAAGAUUGGACAAGUAUUUGAUACAUUACAAGAAGGUAAAAUUUUUUACGAAAAAUAUGCACUCUCUAUCGGAUUUAGUGUGCGUUCAUCAUCAUCGACUGUAGAUAAAAACGGCGUGAAGCGUUGGAAGUAUUUUGUUUGCUCGAAAGAGGGUUAUUUGCCAAAUAAGACGGAUGAUAAGGAGCAAAGUGAAUCUACUGUCAAGGCUAAAAGAAGAAGGGCUUUAACAAGAGAAGGAUGCAAUGCAAAUGUUGUUUUUAAAUGGGUGGGGGAAGGUAAGUAUGAGAUAGCUCGAUUUCAUGAAAGCCACACACAUCCACUUGCUUCACCUAUGAAGAGACCGUUUCUAAGGUCUGCAAGGAAAGUGAAUUCAAGUCACAAAAGCUUAUUACUUGCAUGUAGUAGAGCAAAUAUUGGACCUUCAAAAGCUUUCCACUUAUUAAAAGAACAGCGUGGGGGUUAUGAAAAUGUUGGAUGCACGCAGAGAGAUCUUCAAAACUAUUCCAGAGAUUUAAAGACUUUGAAUAAAGAUUCUGAUGCACAUGUUUUGAUAGACUACUUUAGAAGGAAGCAAGAAGUUAAUCCAUCAUUUUAUUAUGCGUAUGAGGUAGGUGAAGAAGGUCGACUGAAGCAUGUUUUUUGGGCAGAUGGUAUUUGCAGGAAAAAUUAUUCCUUAUUUGGAGAUGUGGUUUCAUUUGAUACUACAUAUCAAACAAAUAAAUAUCAUUUGAUUUUUGCACCUUUCACCAGGAUAAACCAUCAUCGACAAUCUAUUACCUUCGGAGUAGGACUUAUAACAAAUGAGAAAAGUGAUUCAUUUGUAUGGUUGUUUGAAAAGUUUUUGGAAGCAAUGGGUGGACAUAAGCCAACACUUAUAAUAACCGAUCAAGAUCCUUCCAUGAAAGUGGCUAUAGAAAAUAUUUUUGAUACUUCUAAUCAUAGAUUGUGCAUGUGGCAUAUCAUGAAAAAAGUUUCUGAAAAAGUAGGUGUUUCCACGAAUGACGAUGAUGAGUUUAACAAAAGCUUCAAGUCAUGUGUUUGGGGUUCAGAGACACCAAAUGAGUUUGAAGAGACUUGGGCGUUUUUGAUGACAAGGUUUGAGUUAGAAAAGAAUAAAUGGUUGUUGCAUAUGUUUGAUAUUCGAAGCAUGUGGAUCCCAGCAUACUUCAAAGAUUUUAUGGCACUAAAGGCCUCAACAUAA
Medicago truncatula (barrel medic) is the source of this 1392-nucleotide messenger RNA. Its product is annotated as protein FAR1-RELATED SEQUENCE 5-like. The transcript has 3 exons. NCBI's taxonomy places the organism in Eukaryota, Viridiplantae, Streptophyta, Magnoliopsida, Fabales, Fabaceae. The record is from RefSeq and is a predicted model, not a curated record. Bases 1 to 1392 code for a protein of 463 amino acids.